AUGAUUUCGGAUAUUUUUUUCCCCUUCUUGUCCUUUAUCAUUGAAAAUUUUUAUUUUUCUUUCAGAAAGCCAACAACAACAACAACAACAACAACAAGAUCAAAAAUACUCCACCAAACACCCAAACAGAUGCUGGAACACAAUAUACCUAUAUUAAUUAAUCAAUACAUUGCUGCUUCUUCAGGUAAUGACGAAGAAGCGGUAUCAAAUUACAUUUUUGAAUUAUCCAAUUUGAUUAGUAAUGAUGAAUUAUCAUUAUUACAAUUCAUUCAACAUUUAGGUCCUUCAUUAACUUCAGAUAAAGAUUCAAUUCGUAGUAAAAGUAUUGAAUGUUUAUCCAAGACUAUUAUUUCAUUGUCUGAUUCGAAAUUGACUAAACAAGACAUUAAUGUUUUAAUUGAAUUUUUGUUAAACAAAUUAAUUGAUAAUGAUCAAAUAUGUUUACAAUAUUCAUUAAUGGGGAUUAAUUCAUUAAUUUGUAAGAAAAAUUUCCUUGGUGAUACAAAUAUUGAAAAAAUUUUACAACAAUUGUAUAAAAAUUAUGAUCCCAAAAAGAAUUUAGCAAAAGUACGAUACGAAACUUUUCAAAUAUUAUUGAAUUUAUUGAAUCAAUUUAAUCAAUAUUUGAAUUCUUCUUCUAUUCAAUUAUCAAAUUUAUAUAUCAAGACAUUUAUUCAUAUUGCAUCAGGUGAAAAAGAUCCAAGAAAUUUAUUAAUUUCAUUUGAAUUGAAUAAUAAAAUCAAUGCAAAUUUCCAAUUUGAUAAUAAAAAUAAUGAAUUACAUCAACAAUUUAUAACUGAUUUAUUUGAUAUUUGUUUUUGUUAUUUCCCAAUUUCAUUUAAACCACCAAGUAAUGAUCCAUAUAAAAUAACUUCAGAACAAUUAAAAUUGGCAUUAAGGGAAACUAUUGCCUCUCAGAGUAAAUUUGCGCCUGAGGCAUUCCCCAGUUUAAUUGAAAAAUUAACUUCAACUAAUCCAACCAUUAGAAAUGAUACUUUAAAAACAAUUGAAUUAUGUAUUAAAAAUUAUUCCAAAAAUGAUGCAACAGUCAUUGAAGAAUAUUGGAUGACAAUUUGGAAUGCCUUAAAAUUUGAAAUUUUGCAUAAUGAUAUUUCUAGUAAUUUUAACCCAACUAAUAAUACCAUUGUGGCAUCAGAUUAUGAUGAAAUUGAUGAUAAUGAUGAAUUUAAACCAUUAGUUUUAACUUUAGUUAUACUUAAUCGAUUGAUUCUGACAUUACUGCAACCAGAAAUCAUGUUACAUACCGUGGUGGAAGAAUUGAAACCUAAUUUAGAAGUAAUGAAAGAAAAAUCAAUCAAAUCAAGUUUAAUUUUAAGUUCAUUAGGUUCAACUUCUGUUGAUAAUUUGAAUUAUAUUGUUGAUUUCUUAUUUCAAUAUCAAAUAUGGGGGAAAUUUUUAAAUAUUGAUAAAAAAGAAGAAAACGAAGAACAGCAAGAGUUUGAUACAAAUGAAGAUGUUUCAUUGAAUAUAGCAAAACAACGUGAUUUGAUUGAUAGUAUUGGAUUUGUAUUAACUGCAUAUCAAGUUUUGAAACCAACAGCUCAUUGUCAUUUAUUGGAUUAUAAAGAUUAUAUUUUAAUAUUUUUAGGACAAUUAUUGACUAUUACUUCCAAUUUAGAGAAAACAUUGAAAUGUAAAAUCAUUCAACAAUUGAUUAAAUUAAUUAAAUUACCAGGGUAUUUAAAUACUAAUGAACUUGAGUUAAUCUUAGGGAAUUAUUUUAAACAGUUCUUUUUAGAUACUACAAAAACAUCAGGAAAGAAAGAUGUUAUAUUACAAGAAAUUAUUAAUGGAUUAAUUGAAGUUUCACAAGAUAGUCAAAUUACGUCAUUAACAAUUGAAUUCAUUAUUAAUCCAAUAUUAAAUCAGUUAUUAACCACCGAAGAUAACGAUGGUGGUGAUGUUAAUAUUGAGACUUUCCAAUUUCAAUUAGAAAUUGUUGGUGAUUUAUGUAUUAAUUAUCAAAUUCUUGAAGUUAUUUCCAUUAGAUUAUUAAAUAAAUUACCAAUUAUUAAUAAUCAAUCCAAUAAUAAUUUACAAUUAUAUAAAAUCAUUAUUAAUUUAUUUAUUGAAUUAAUUAAAAAAAUUGAAUCAAUUCAACAAUUUUUAACUAAUUCAUGGUAUAAAAAUUUCAUUCCUAAAUUUAUGGAAAAUCUAUUAAUCGUGUUACCUUUGGAGAAUAUUUUGCAUAAUAAUGAUGAUAAUUAUGAAUUGUUUGAAAUUGUUGGUGAUUUAUUGGGUUUAAUUAUUAAAUUUAUUGAUGUAUCUAAACAUCAAGAAAUUUUAGAUCAAUUGAAUCAAACAUUUAUUAUCAAUAAUAAUGAUGAUGAUGAUGAUGAUGAAGAAACAAAUCAUCAAGGACCAUUCAAAUAUCCACUGAAUUUAUUAAUUGAACCAAAUAAUUAUAUCAAUGUUUAUAAUAAGAUUUUAAGUUCCAUUGAUAAAACUUGUGUUUUCAAACAAGAUGUUGAUCAACAAGUGAUUGAAUCAAUAAUAAAUUUGAUUUAUAAAAUUGGUAAUGAUGAUGAAUAUUUACGAUUACAAUAUUUACAAACAUUAUGUUUGUUGAUUAAUAAAUUCACUAAUAAUGCCGACUUCAUUGAAUCUAAAUUGAAAUUUUUAGAAAAAGUUGAAGAACAAGACUUCCCAAUAACUAAAAAAGAUUUUAUAUCAUUUGAAAUUUUUAUAUGGAUAUUAAAGGGAUUAAUUGUUAAACUUGAUAAAUUAGGGAUCAAUUAUUUAAAUCAAUUACUUGAAUUAUUUGUAAUCACUGAAAACUAUAAAUUGAAACAAUUAAUUGGUAAAUCAUUACAAAUUUUAUUUAUUGAUUUGAAAAUUUUCACUAAUGAGAGAAUUACUACUACUGACAACACCAAUAGUACUAAUGGUGGUAUUAAAUCUUCUAGUCAAUUGAUUUCAAAAGUUAAAAAUUUACAAGUCAAAUCAUUAUAUAAACAACAUAUAUUUGUCAUUAUUCUACCAUAUUUAAUUAAUGAUUCUAAUGAAAAUUUCACUAAUGAUGCUGAUUUCAAUUUAAAAUUCAAUUCAUUAUCAUUGAUUAUUGAAAAUUUAUCAAUUAAUGGUAAUAAUAAUAUUUUAAUUAAUCAAUUAUCAGAAAUUCUACCAAUUACAUUAUAUUCAUUAAUUAAAAUUCCAAUAGAUGCUAAUUCAAAUUCAAAUUUAUUGGCAUCAUUAAUAAUAUUGAAUAUUAUUUUAAAAGAAGAAGAAAAA
Molecule: messenger RNA, 3252 nt
Organism: Candida albicans SC5314
Lineage: Eukaryota; Fungi; Ascomycota; Pichiomycetes; Serinales; Debaryomycetaceae
Gene: MET18
Product: Met18p
Exons: 1
Biological process (GO): iron-sulfur cluster assembly
Cellular component (GO): cytosolic [4Fe-4S] assembly targeting complex
Source: RefSeq, a predicted model, not a curated record